Molecule: messenger RNA, 4381 nt
Organism: Schistosoma haematobium
Lineage: Eukaryota; Metazoa; Platyhelminthes; Trematoda; Strigeidida; Schistosomatidae
Gene: PPEF1
Product: Serine/threonine-protein phosphatase with EF-hands 1
Exons: 14
Coding region: 427-2025 (532 amino acids)
Cellular component (GO): cytosol; nucleus
Molecular function (GO): protein serine/threonine phosphatase activity
Source: RefSeq, a predicted model, not a curated record
GGAGUUUUGAAAUUGUUAGUUCGUAGCUGUUCAACACUCACCAACAAAGCACUUUAUUGCAAUUUAGUUAUAUUAGUUAGCUUGCCUAUUACUGGGAGUCUAAAAAGUGCAAUCAUAUAACGCAUGUUAUGGGACUAUGAACUGUUGAUUUUUUAUGAUGUUUGGAAGGAAAGAAAAGAUUGUUGAUGUUGACCAAAGGUUAUCUUUUCAAGCUGCUGUGAUAAUUCAGUGUUGGUACAGAAAGUGCAAAGCGAGGUUGGAAGUUCGUCGUAAGUGUGCGUGGCAAGUAAACCAGUCGUUAGAAUAUGUAACGGAUGAAAGUGAUUCUGAAGGGAAUCCAAAAAGUUUUUGUGUAAUAGGGAACCUUCAUUUACAAGCGAUUUUAAUCCGGACCCUAAUCACAUACACUUUCCAAUACCUGAAGAAAUGUUUCUAUCCUUUCUUAAUUGGAUACAGUCAGAUAAGAUAAUUCCCACCAACUUCUUCACUUUGAUACUGAACAAAGCUACAGAAUUUUUUAGCCAACAACCAAAUCUAACAGAAAUUCAACUUGAGGAUGAACAUCAUUUGAUUAUCUGUGGUGAUCUCCAUGGCAAUUUGAUUGCAGCUUUAAGAGUUUUUGAAGAAACUGGUUUACCGAACUCUCGGAAUCGUUUUGUAUUCAAUGGGGAUUUUGUCGAUCGAGGAACUAAAUCAGUCGAAGUGUUAAGUUUAUUGUUAAUGGCUGUAUUAACUUACCCAACCUAUGUAUUUCUUAAUCGGGGAAAUCACGAAGAUAUCAUGGUGAAUGAAAGGUAUGGAUUUGUAAAAGAACUAUCAAAUAAAUAUUCUAAGGAUAGAAAUAAUUUAAUACACUUAUGUGACAAAUUGUUCUGCUCUCUACCAAUUGGAGCUAUCGUCAAUGAAAGAAUAUUUAUCUGCCAUGGUGGUAUAUCAAAACAUACAGAUCUUAUGAAAUUAAAGCUUCUAAAUAGAUUUAAACUUUCCUCACUUCUACAACCAUGUUUGGAUGGGGAUAACUGUGUAAAUUUUAAUGAUUGGCAACAGGUUUUAGAUUUGUUAUGGAGUGAUCCUCAAGAUAAAGAUGGAUGUAGACCCAACGGUUUCCGUGGUGCAGGUUGUUAUUUCGGUUCCGAUAUUACUGAUAGUUUCUUGGGUACAACAGGUUUCUCUAUGAUUAUUCGAUCUCAUGAAUGCCAUAUGGAAGGAUGGCAUAUUUCCCACUCAGGAAAAGUUUUAACUAUAUUUUCAUCAUUCGAUUAUUUCACACUACGCAGUAAUGAGGGUGCUUAUGCUUGUGUUACUGGUAGGGAGUCCAAUCAAAUAACCAACCCAAACGCUACUGUUUCUCUGUAUCCGAUAAAAUGUGUACCAAAAAAUACUUUUUCAGCAUCGCUUAACAUCUAUGUGAAUGUAUUUGUUCUUAUGCGAAUACAGGAUCAAUUAUUAGAUAAUGACAGGACAUUAAAUGAUCCUGUUAAUAUGGCAUUUGUGUGUUUAUGGCAACGGAUAAUUCAUCGUAAAGAAAAGCUCCUGGGAUGUUUCAGUCAACUGGACAUUUAUAACUCAGGUAUCGUCUCGCUUACUGAUUGGUGUGAUAUAAUGGCUUCCGUAACACGUUUAAAGCUUUCUUGGCGUUGUCUACGUUCUUUUUUGGCCAACUUAUCUAUUGAUCAUACAGACCAAGUUACUUACAAUUCUAUGUUCACAGGAAACUGUGUGAUACACCCAGACCUUCCAAAUGAAAAUUCAUUGGCAAACGAAAUUUUUGAAUUGCAACCUCAUCUUUUGACUGUUGUUCAAGCUUGUCACUUUAAGCUAAAUAGCGUCAAUUUGUACAGUUUAGUGGCUAAAUUAGAAUCAGCUGAUCACAAUGUACAAAUUGCUAGAUUAAAAAUUGUUGUAUCAAAACUGAUAAAAUUACUAAACAAGAGUGAUGUAAUAUCUUUUAACUUGGAUAAAUUCUUGGCUUCUUUUCAUUUCGUGGAAAUUCAGAAACGUGUUAAAGGUAUGCUUCUUAAGUGAUAGAUUAAUUUUUAAAAAAUCUAAUUAUGACAUUUUUAUGUGUCAACUACUACCCAGUUUAGUGUAUUUAUACAUAGUUUUCGAUGUUUUUUUUCGUAGUUUAUAAUAAAUCUUUAUCUGCAGUCUCCCCUUCUUCUUUGCUUCGAACCAUAUCAGUCUUUGUUCAUUCCUAGUAAGUAGCAAGUAAUAACUUUUCUGCAAUUAUAACAAGUGACUAAACCAGUGUUUUGUUCAAGUUACAACAAUAAUAAUCUAGUGUUCAUAACGAUGGAAAUGAUAUAAUAUUUGUUCCAGAUAUGUAGUAGAUUGCAGUACCGUUCAGUCAGAUAAAGAUAUAUAAUUAGAGCUUUAUUUGCAGAUUCAAAACUCAUGUUUCGUUUAUUAGUUCACAUUUAAAUCAUAAACAUACUACCGAAAGAAAUAGUUAUUCAGUUGCACGUCAUUCGGUUGAGAUUUAAAACUAUGAACGUAUAACACUUCACCGGUAUCACCCUGUGUAUCGGAGAUGUGCAAGCAAUAGUUUAAUUCGUGUAUACUUUUUAUUUGAAGCUGUAAUGCUAUGUAACUAGUUGUUUCUCGAUACCCUUACCAGCGUUAACGUUAUUAUUAAUAAGUAAAUCGUGUUCGAAUGACGUAUUUACUCAGAAGAUGCUUUUUCAAGACUUUUAUUUAAUUUUCAAAGAAAGAUUAUGCUGAUUUUUGAUUUUCGAGACCUAAAAACAGUAAAAUAUUUGUUUACUUGAUUCAGAGUUACAGGUAUUUGGUACCACUUCAAACUAUACUUACCGCUAGUUUUACCUGCUAACUAGUACAUUCAAUAUAGGGCCGUAGAAUUCAGUGAACGUUAAUCACUUUUCACAACUACACGGUUAUCACCACUUAAGUAGCUAAAUUAACAAUGAAUACCAAUUAGAUAUUUAUUUUAGUGUUUACAUUAUUGCAAAGCUUUUAUUCCAGUACAAUAUUAAGAGUAAAUAACUGAUAACUAUUCGUUAUAUUUAUCAUUCGAUAUACACAACACAAAGCAUAUUUAUUGAAAGGAAUUUGUCGGCAAUUUAUUUCAUUGUUAUAUUGUGUUGAUUUUUUUUGUAAAUUAGCUAUAGACUGUAAUAUCUGAGUUUGUAUUUUCUUUAAACAACACUUUGUGAAUAAAACGAUGGUGUAUUUCGUUCAUCUUAUUCUGUAGAUACUUUAAAACGGAAUGAGCACAAUAAAUUGCAAGGCUUAUCUUCUCAUCAGUUGUAAACGGCCUAAAUUUUAGUUACAAAUAAACUUUUAACAUGCUUUAUUUAAUAAUAUGUGAGUGGAAAUUAAAGCAUGAGAAACGUUAUUUCAUUGAUAUCUGUAAAAAUUGUUAUCAUAUGAAAAGGGGAGUUAUAAUUAAUAAUGUUGGUAAUCGUAAUAUUUUGGGGUAAAUAAUUAUCUUUUUGAUAUUGUACCAGUCGGUCAUGCGCAACGUAGAUCCUGGCACACGUACGUCGGUUCAGGUUGUCACACUAUAUCAGUAUAGGUCGAUCCCAAGUUACUGGGAACAUCGACAGUAUUAGUGAUAGUAGGAAAGAUUAGGCGAUUCGAGAAAAAAUGGAUUCCUGAAAUAGAAAUGUAUAAGAUAUUCUUAAAACUGCUCACGGUAGUCGUACAGAUCCGAACCAACUAGUCUCCAAUUACCUACACAGCUCAGUUCAGUAGUCAGUGACUUCAUGGUCUAAUGUCACUUUUUGGUUUAGCCACUCCUAUAUACCUUCCAACUUACCCUUACACCAACAAACAUUGCUUGUCGAGUUCGGUGGUGGUUAGGUAUAUGUAAUACAUGUCCCAACCAUCUAAGCUUAUAAAGACUAACCACCACCUUACCAUCCGAUUUGACAUGUUUUCUCAGUACCUUAUGCUUAAUCUCAACGUUGCUAACCGGAUGGUACCACAGUGCUCUAAUGAUGUUUGAAAGCACCUGUGACUAGGUACUAGUAACGAACGAAUAUCCUCUGUUUUUAAAGUGCACAUUUGAUAUCCAUAAGGUAGAACAGCAAAUUAUAAAGCAGUAUACUCUUUCUUUGGUUGGCAGACUAAAAUCUUACGUACACUACAAGUGUCGUGUGUUCGCGAUAGUCACUUGAGUUUUUUGUAUUCCUAUGAAGAUUUUAUUAGACACCAAAUCUGGUUAGACUUCCAACAUAGGUGAAGUAAUUGACCGUGUCAACCACUUCACUAUCUUUCAUUAGUCUAAUAAUUGAUACACACCUAACCCGAAGCUCGUUAUAUAACUAAACUAAUUAUAUCGACAUAUAACUAAUACUUUUUUCGUUUUUUUUUUCUAGUUUAACUAACAAAACUGAAUCUUCCAUGGUUGAUGAGUUUC